AUGCCCAACCGUCACUAUCGCAAGCUCGCCUUUACACUCGCCCUCGCCUUGAUUCAAAUUUCAAAGCAGGCACUGGACUGGGAUGCACAAGAGGACGAGUGUUCCCACUUCCUCGUGCGACAGGAAUGGAGAUCGCUCAGCCAAGCCCACAAAGCAGAGUAUAUCGCCGCAGUCAAGUGUACCCAAAGUCUCCCCGCGAGAAGUGGUUUCGAGGCAGCACAAACGCGUUUUGACGAUUUUCAGGCGGUUCACAUCAACGUCGCUGAUGAAAUUCACAUUGUGGGCCAUUUUUUACCAUGGCAUCGCCGUUUCAUAAAAAUCCACGAGACAACGCUUCGGGAGGAAUGUGGGUACAGAGGGGCAAUACCAUAUUGGGAUUGGACGCUCGACGCCGAUAGCCUUGACUCUAUCAGUGAAUCGCCCAUCUUCGACCCCGUCCAUGGAUUUGGUGGUGACGGCGUCCCGGGCACCUACAUUCUUCCCAAUGACCCUGAUGGCACGUCCGAGCUUUUUCCCGAGACGUUUGUCGGCUGCGUGCAGGACGGUCCUUUUGCUUCUCACAAACUUCACAUUGGCCCAGGAAAACUGAGUACGGAUCAUUGCCUUGUACGAGGGCUCAACGACACAUACAAGGGUUUCCUAACAUCAGAGGCGGUCGCUCAAACCAUGGAACAACCUACUUUUGAGCUGUUCCGUGUGCAGCUCGAAGGAGGAGGGUCGAAUCCGUAUCCCGCUCAACAUGGAUCUGGUCAUCUCAUCGUAGGGGGUGAUAUGGGAAAUUUGUUUUCGAGUCCUGGUGACCCGCUCUUCCACCUCCACCAUGCAAAUCUGGAUAGGCUUUGGUGGCAAUGGCAAGAGAAGGAUCUACCGACACGCUUCCUCGACAUCUCUGGUCGCUUGCAUGCCAACAGUCCCAGAUUAACACAGGUUACCUUGAAUUAUCGGCUUGACUUCCAUACGCUGGCUCCUCCAAUGUCAGUUCGGGAUACGAUGGACAUUCAGAAACCUCCCUUUUGUUACGCCUAUGUCUAA
Messenger RNA from Laccaria bicolor S238N-H82, 1032 nucleotides. It is a transcript of the gene R2, whose product is annotated as tyrosinase. Gene Ontology annotation, molecular function: oxidoreductase activity. The record is from RefSeq and is a predicted model, not a curated record. Lineage: Eukaryota; Fungi; Basidiomycota; Agaricomycetes; Agaricales; Hydnangiaceae. The transcript has 6 exons. The coding region runs from base 1 to 1032 and encodes 343 amino acids.